Molecule: messenger RNA, 466 nt
Organism: Daktulosphaira vitifoliae (grape phylloxera)
Lineage: Eukaryota; Metazoa; Arthropoda; Insecta; Hemiptera; Phylloxeridae
Source: RefSeq, a predicted model, not a curated record
AUGUUCGUUGAUGGAAGCAAAGAGGAAAGUGAGUAAAGAAAAAAAGAAAAAACGCCCAGAAGAUUGUUGCGAUUCCUGCGACGUAAAUAAAGGAGCAAUAAUACCCAACAAAGUUGAUUACGAAAAAAAGUACGGUGAAGGUCGUACAGGAAAUCUAUGUUUCAAACACAAAUCAUGCAAACAAUGCGCUAAAAAAAUGUUAUAUAGGAAUAAGCAAUGUUGGAUUUGUUUUAACAAAUAUAUGGGUACAUAUUGGGGAGUCGAGGAUGAUGAAACGAAAAAAGAUCAUGAAGAAGAACAAGCGAAAAAUCAAGACGAUGUCUCUACAUCUUAGUCUUACAAAAUUAUAGUAGGAAGUAAAAUAAGACAACUACAGUUUUGUUCACUUGUACAUUGUUACAGAAAUUGAUGAUAUUUAUUUUUAAAUAUCCAAAAAUAAAUUAAAUAUAUGUUUUAAUAAGAAUAA